CUGAUUUUUAUUGUUGUGUUUUUUUUUUUUUUGUUUGUUUUUUGAUCGAUUAUAAUGCACGGCGUGUAUUAUCUGUGCAUAUGGCUAUUUAUGUUGGCAGCGAUACCAGGAGCACGGAGCCAGCUGCCCGAGUCGCGGAUCAUCAAUGGCACGGUUGCCAGCGUGGCCGAGACAAAGCACCUGGUCUCCAUACGUCUGCGCUCGAACGACAAGAACUUCGGUAGCGGCCACAUCUGCGGCGGCUCGCUAAUUGGCCCCAACAAGGUGCUGACCGCCGCCCAUUGCCUGUACAACACCUCGAAGAAGCGCUACCGCAAGGCCAAGGAGUUCGUCGUCGUUAUGGGCACGCUCAAUCGCUACGAGCGCAACAACAACACGAUUGUCUCCUAUGUCAGCUCGAUUGCCUACAUGAACACCUUCAGCACGGACAGCAUGCGCGACGAUGUCGGCGUCAUGUUUCUGACCAACGGUCUGGCCGUCAACGGCAGCCAUCCCACCAUCGCUCCCAUCCAGCUGGCCAGCGAAGUGACGCCCGCGGGCGUCACAUGCCAGGUGUCCGGCUGGGGACGCACCGAGCAGAGCUCGCUGUCGAACGUGCUGCUGACGGCCAAUGUGAGCACCAUACGCCACCUGACCUGUGCCAGCAUUUAUGGCGGCGGCCUGCUGCCCGGCAUGCUGUGUGCCGGACGUCUGCGUGGCGGCACCGACUCCUGCCAGGGCGAUUCCGGCGGACCGCUGGUGUACGAGGGCCGGCUCAUUGGCAUCGUCUCGUGGGGCUAUGGCUGUGCGGAGCCGGGUCUGCCCGGCGUCUAUGCAGACGUCCAGUACUACCAGCAAUGGAUCGAGGAGCGCAACGGCAGCUUCAGGCUGUCGGCAGCCCCACAGAUCUGGCUGUGGCUUGGCAGCGCCUUCUACUGGCUGUGGUCGAGAGGCUAGGCACUGGAAGUAAA
Drosophila novamexicana is the source of this 950-nucleotide messenger RNA. Its product is annotated as trypsin alpha-3. Gene Ontology annotation, biological process: proteolysis. The record is from RefSeq and is a predicted model, not a curated record. Gene Ontology annotation, molecular function: serine-type endopeptidase activity. The coding region runs from base 55 to 936 and encodes 293 amino acids. Lineage: Eukaryota; Metazoa; Arthropoda; Insecta; Diptera; Drosophilidae. The transcript is spliced from 4 exons.